Microcebus murinus (gray mouse lemur) is the source of this 1908-nucleotide messenger RNA. It is a transcript of the gene MANSC1, whose product is annotated as MANSC domain containing 1. The record is from RefSeq and is a predicted model, not a curated record. NCBI's taxonomy places the organism in Eukaryota, Metazoa, Chordata, Mammalia, Primates, Cheirogaleidae.
CGCUGGAUGUUGCCGGGAAGCAGCUCCGGGUUGCAGGGCAGGAAUGUGCCCUUCCCCCGCGGCAAACUUUCAGUCGCUGCAACGGAAGCAGGAACUUGCUAACCACGAAACCCGCCGGGCGGGUGCGGGAGCUGCCGCGCAUCCCCCGCAGUCCUCGCCGAGACCCUCGCGCGGAUCGCCGGUCCCGCCCGCCCGCGCGGCGGAGCUGUCCUCGCACCGCAGACGCCCCGGGGCCCUCUCGCCGCCAGGAUUCAACUUGACUUUGGACCCUUAAGGCUUGAGUAAUAAUGGACUAGAAGAUUUCAUUAACUUGAUUAAUUGUUGAGUAUCUUUAAUGGGAUCAGCUCUUCAGUACUUCUUGCAGUCCAGAGGUGUCAAGAUUCUGCAUACUGAAAACACGGCUCCUGCCUCCUCCCCUGGCAUUGUUCAGGUUUCUUUGCAAGAGCUUGAAAAGAGACUACAUCAGAAUCCAUUCAAAGGAGAAAUUCCAGCAUCUGUGCAGUCUUCUCCAUGCAAACUACGACCAGAGAGAGGAUUAUCCUUGACCUUUGAAGACCAAGCCUAAACUGAAAUUUAAAAUGUUCUUCAGAGGAGACAGGAGCUUGACUUACACUUUGGUGAUCAUUUGUUUCCUGUCGCUAAGGCUGUCUGCCAGUCAGAAGUGCCUCACUGAGAGUCUCGAAGAUGUUAUCAUUGACAUCCAGUCAUCUCUUUCCAAGGGAAUCAGAGGCAAUGAGCCCAUACAUACGUUAACUCAAGAAGACUGCAUUAAUUCCUGCUGUUCAACAACAAACAUCUCAGGGGACAAAGCAUGUAACUUGAUGAUCUUCGACACUCGAAAGACAGCUAGACAACCCAACUGCUACCUAUUUUUCUGUCCCAGUGAGGAAGCCUGUCCACUGAAACCAGCAAAAGGACUUAUGAGUUACCGGAUAUUUAGAGAUAUUCCACCUUUGACCAGAACUGACUCGCCAAGCCAAGAGUUAGCCCAGGAAGGGUCUCCCUGGCGCGGCCAGCCUCCACAAGCCGUCACUCCCCUACCGCCUUCAAGACCCGCUGACGACUCUCGCCGAGAUGCUUUUCCUCAGACGUUUGGACCCUCAGAUCACUUGGAGAAAGCAUUCAAGAUUGACCAAGCAAGUACCCAGGUCCCUGUUCAUAAAGAAAACCCGAAUUCUCGGAGUUCGCAGUUUUCCUCAGAAAAAGAAAUAGCUCAUUGGCUGUCUGAAAAUGUGACCGUGUCCCCAACUACAGCGGCCGUCGUUUCUCCACACACCACCUCGGCUCCGCCGAAGCCGGCAGCUCUCGCACCCGCCAGCGCUUCAGUGAUACCUUCGGGGCCUUCUCAGCCUCCACUGGCCACCACAGCUCCCCCUGUGACCGCCGUCACUGCUCAGGGUCCCUUGGCUCUCAACGCGACAAUUUUUACUCUGGCUGCGGUUACACCUCGAGCGAUGGCUACCACUGCAGUUCCGACUACCAUCUCUCAGGCACCGACGGACUCGAGAGGCACCCCACGAGCGGUGCCCUUUACAGAGAUCUCCAACCUGACCUCGAGCACAGGGGGCGCGCAUAACCCUGCCACACUUUCCCUGUCCGGUGUGGAGUCUUCUGCUGCGGAUCACACUGCUUCCUGGGAAAGCGGGAAGGCCGGCGCCGGCAGUUCCUCACCGAGCAGUGUCGCCCAAAACCAGCACGAGCUUCCAUUCGAAAAGUGGCUUCUCAUUGGCACCCUGGCCUUCGGUGUUCUGUUCCUGGUGAUAGGUCUUGUCCUCUUGGGCAGAAUGCUCUCGGAAUCCCUCCGCAGGAAACGUUACUCGAGACUCGAUUAUUUGAUCAAUGGGAUCUAUGUUGACCUCUAAGGGUGGAACUGAAUGUCUCUUGAUUCAUUUAGUAACUGUGAUGGAA